Messenger RNA from Ostrea edulis (European flat oyster), 6305 nucleotides. RefSeq lists its product as uncharacterized. The transcript is spliced from 36 exons. Gene Ontology annotation, molecular function: protein tyrosine phosphatase activity. The record is from RefSeq and is a predicted model, not a curated record. Gene Ontology annotation, biological process: protein dephosphorylation. NCBI's taxonomy places the organism in Eukaryota, Metazoa, Mollusca, Bivalvia, Ostreida, Ostreidae. Bases 50 to 5275 code for a protein of 1741 amino acids.
ACAAAUUCUGAUAAGAUGUCCCGAUUAACUUCCUUCUUUACUUGUUGCAAUGGCGAUAUCCUUCUGUGGAUGCAUUUCUUUGAUUGUCAUUUCACAAGUUCUCCUGACAUCUAAAUUCUGUGAAGCAAAACAAUACCAAUCAGGAAGAACAUACACAAGCAAACAGACCUGUACGGAACUAGAACACUGUCGACAUUUCAAUGCCACAAUAGGGCAAUGUACAGGUACAGGGAAUCCGUGUCUGCCAGGCUGGAUGGGACCCGGAUGUCAGUAUUUUAAUCUGGCGUAUACAUCCAGAGGGCAGGGUCCUCUUUUUGACGGAAGUUGGAAUAAUGGCGAAUCCAGACAAAGGAUACAUGUACAACUGCAACAUACAUUUAUCGUGUCGGCCAUCAAUAUCAUCUUGGGGCCCCGUUCCUCUGGAUUGACAGUAUCAGUUGCAGACAACACUGGGGAAGUUUGUUACAGUGGUUUAUUUCCUCAAAAUACAUGGACAAUAUUCUGUAAUCGGGUGUUGAAAACGAAGAAUUUAAACGUAACACUCAAUGCUAGCAUUUUUGUUCGAGAAGUGGAGGUGUUUGGAGGUCAAAAUGUUGCCUUGUGGAAGCAGACCAAUCAAUCAAGUACCUACAUAUAUUCACACUCCUACACGUCAGACAAAGCUGUGGAUGGAUCGGACAGCAGACAUAAUUUCUCCCAUAAUUCAUGUACUCACACCAUUCCUGGCCAACAAGGAGAUGUCUGGUGGAAAGUUGACUUGGGAAACUUUUACUCCGUGAUGUCUAUACUUAUAGCCAACAGAUACGAGAGUAACAGUAAACGCAUUGAUGGCUUCUCUAUAUUUGGUAAAACAAGGGAUAACGGAGAGAUCUUUAUUUACCACGAUGAAAAUCUACAGCAAAUUCCCAGAAAGGAUAUAUGGAUUGAUUCAGAAAAUAUGCCAACGAAACCAGUUAAUGAAAUUGUAAUCAAAGGCAACGCCAAUAGCUCGGAGAAAAUUCUCACACUUUGUGAGGUCUUCGUCUUUGCUUGUAGCCCAACAAACGAUGGUAGGGUAAAUUGUGACAAUGCCUGUCCUUGGAACUGUGUCUCAAAUGAGUCAUGUGUGAACUUUGCUUGCUUGAAGUGUAAGGAAGGAUGGAGCGGAAUUUACUGCGAUAAACACAUUCCAAUUCAGAAAUACUGUACUUUACAUACGCGAAGGAAUUUCACUACCACCAAUGGUUGUACCCACCUAGAACAUUGCUCAGGGCAAUUUAAUAUCACAAAUCAUACUUGUAAUGGUCAGUGUGAACCAGGAUGGAUGGGACCUGGUUGUCAGUACAUAAACCUUGCUUUAAACGAUUUAAAUAGAGAUAUGGUUUUUGAUGGGAACCAAUUAACACAUCGUAAUAUUGGUUUCAAAGCUCAUGUCGUCUUGAACGGAAUGUUUAUCAUAUCGGCUGUAAACAUACAUGUUUUUUCAGGAUUAUCAGCGGAUGUAGUUAUAAAAGACAACCAAAGUGUCGUUUGCUACACUGGAAGAGUUCCGAGAACAGCAACGGUGUACUUCAGCCGUGUAGUAAGAACGAAUACCUUGACCCUUGAUUUCAAUAAAGAUCUUGAUGUGAAGGAAAUAGAGGUUUUCGGAGGUAAAAACAUUGCUCUUUGGAAAUCAACACGACAAUCAUCAAAUUAUAAUGGUAAUUGGACAUCUGGUAACGCUGUGGACGGUUGGGGUGGCGGUGGAUAUAUUGGUAACGACACGUGCACACAUACUGCAGAUAUGAUGCGUGAUACACAUCCGACCUGGAGCGUAACAUUAGGAGAGUAUUACUCUGUAAUAUCAGUACACAUUAUAAACAGAAAAGGCAAUGCAAACAGAAUUAAUAAAUUUCUCCUGUAUGGAAUGCAAAGAGACAAGGCAAUGCGACUCAUUUAUAAUGAUACUACUGUACACCCAGCACUGAAAAGAAAAGAUAUUUGGAUCGAUUCACGAUAUUGGAAUCCGGAACCUGUAAAUGUGAUUGUCAUUGAUGCUAGAGAUACACCAGAAAAGAUAUUAAGUCUCUGUGAAGUGUAUGUACUAGCUUGCAGACCCUUGGAAAAUGGUGUUGAUGACUGCAUUAGCUAUUGUCCAAACAAUUGCGUACCAACUGAAUUUUGUCUAAAUGAUGAGUUUACGUGUCCUAAGUGUAUUUCUGGAUGGAAAGGAAAGUACUGCGAGGAAGCAAUUAAAUGCAAUCAACCUUGGGGGACCAGAAACAAUCCCAUCAUCAUUCCUCUUAAAUCACAGUACUCAUUUAACGAAACAAUAAAUUUCAAGUGUGAUACUGGCUUCAAAUUGAGAGGAUCUUCUUCAGCAGUGUGUGGACAAAACUCUACAUUUAUAUAUGAAAACAGACAACCAAACUGUGAAGCAAUUAAAUGCAAUCAACCUUGGAGGAUCAGAAAUAAUCCCAUCAUCACUCCUCUUAAAUCACAGUACUCAUUUAAGGAAACCAUAAAUUUCAAGUGUGAUACUGGCUUCAAAUUGAGAGGAUCAUCUUCAGCUGUGUGUGGACAAAACUCUACAUUUAUAUAUGAAAACAGACAACCAAACUGUGAAGCUAUCAAAUGCAACCAACCUCUGAAAAUGACAAACAACUUGACGUAUACCCCUGCUAAGCAAACGUUCUCAUUCAAUGUUAGCGUCCAGUUCCACUGUGAUGAAGGCUUCAAUAUAAAAGGAUCAUCAUUUGCAACCUGCAGUGAGAACUCUACGUUUAUGUAUCCAAAUGGACAACCAUACUGUGAAGCUGUUCAGUGUGUGUCAAAACUCACCGACCAUCUCCAAAUACAACAACAGAAAGCUACAUACAGUUACAAUGAAUCGGUGUCGUUUUCCUGUAAUACUGGAUAUCAUUUAGUGGGAGACAAGACAGCAGUGUGCGGGCAACAGAACAAGUGGAACAUUUCAAACUUUCCAACCUGCAAUCCUGUACUUUGCCGCAGACCGAAGUUUAUUGACGAGGAUAUUUAUUUGAAUAUUUCACUGCACAAGGAACAGUAUGCAUAUGGCGACUUAAUACAAUUUACAUGUAUCAAUGGGAUACCCUUGAGUGGUCAAACAAUCGCCGUCUGCGGUCAGAACAAAGAGUUCAAUAUCACCGAUCAACACCCGGUCUGCAAAAGUACAUCCAAAGAGAGCUCUAGACAGGAAGAACCGGAAGUCGGUACAAUUGUGGGAGCCGUGACGGGGGUGUCUCUUGUUCUAGCUAUCACCGUCCUGAUUGUUAUUGUUGUCAUACGGUUAAGGAGAAGAGCAAGCAAGAAACCCAAUUCUUACGUUAGAACAGAUGAAAGUCAUUCCCUGGACAACCUUGACCAUCAAUACGCUGAAGUACAGAAGAACAAUAAACGGGAUAAGCUUCCGAAGAACAUAGGAAAGGAGAACGUCGAUGAAACUUCUACAUACUACAAUCUGAACAGUACAGACGCUGAAAAGGCGAAAGCUGCCAGACAAGAGGUUUAUUACGAGUUUACACCAACAGCAAGAUUAUCACCUUCAGCGAUCAAAGUUGCCGAAUUCAAAGAUUUUGUUGAAAAGAAAAAGAGAAAUAAAGAAUAUUUCGAUGAACAGUUCAAGAAAUUUUACAGCGGUCUGCAGUUUCCAGCGACGACUGCUAUAAUACCAGGAAACAGAGCUAAGAACAAGUAUAGGAAUAUAUACCCAUAUGAUGACACUAGAGUGAAGCUAAAGACUGAUAAGGAUUCUCACACGUCAGAUUUCAUCAAUGCUUCAUUCAUACACGGUUACGGAAAUGUGAAGUCCUAUAUUGCAGCCCAAGGGCCAUUGGUGAACACGAUUGAUGACUUUUGGUGGAUGGUGUGGAAUGAGAAUUGUGGGAAAAUUAUCAUGUUGACCAACCUUAUUGAGGAUGAAAAGGUGAAGUGUAUUCAGUACUGGCCGGAGACGGACAAAAUGGAUGCAGGAAUCCUAACAGUAGAAGUGGUAGAUGUGGAAAACUUCGCUGAUUUUACAAUAAGAACACUCUCUCUGAAAAAUGGUAAAGAGGACAGAAUUGUUCGACAGUUCCAUUUCACUGCCUGGCCAGAUAAAGGAGUGCCGCUCUAUGCAUCCUCUCUAGUUCAUUUUCACUCCAAAGUGAAAAACACCGCAUCACAAAGCAAAGGCCCCUUGGUCGUUCACUGCAGCGCUGGAAUCGGAAGAACUGGGACCUUUAUAGCGCUAGAUUACCUAAUCCAGCAAGCAAAGGAAACGAACUGUAUUGAUGUGGUUGAAUGCGUGGAAACGUUGAGAAGACAGCGAAUAAACAUGGUUCAAACAAUGGAGCAGUUUAUUUUUGUGCACCACGCUCUGUUAGAAGCUUUAAUGUGCACGUCGUCUGAUCCUUCAGCAGCUGAAUUUCCUCAAAUCUACAAAGAUCUGAUGGAUGUCGAUCCAAAUAGCGGAAGACGAAAUAUUGAUAUACAUUUUGAGGAUCUGUUGUCUGGGUUAUACGAAGUUCCCGAUACUGCCUACAGAUUUGCCAAAGAUCCAGACAAUAAGACGAAAAACCGUUACAGUAACAUCUUACCAGUUGACAGCGAAAUGCCACAACUGAAAGAUGAAGAAAACAAACUUAUUUACAUCAACGCCGUGUUUCUUCCAGCAUACAAAACAAAUAAGUCAUUCAUUGUAACACAAAUGCCUCUCAGAGAAACAGUGAAUGAUUUUUGGAAACUACUUUCCAAUCAAAGAGUGUCCACCGUUGUCAUGCUUAACCAAACAAAACCAGAUGAAUCGGAUGGCAAACAGAAUGUCGGAAUAUAUUGGCCAGACGGUUCUGAGAGUGAGCAGUAUGGUACAAUCAAAGUAACUAAAGAGGGCUCUUCAGACAAAGAAAAGGAUUUCACAGUUAUCGACCUUCUUUACAAAAUACAGGAUAGAGAGGACGAGAGAAAGAUCCGGAUAUUUAAAUGUAAUUUCUGGCCAGAUUCUGCAACCAUUCCGUCAUCAGUGCUUUCCUUUUUAAAACUGGUGAAUGCUGUGGAGUUGCACCACGACAGAAAUAAUACCGGGCCAGUUGUAAUCCACUGCAUGAAUGGAGCAGAAAAGAGUGGAUUGUUCUGUGUUUUACAAGUGGUAUUGGAGAGAAUGAAAAUUGAACAAGAUGUUGCUAUUCAUCACGUGAUUCAACGAAUGCGUAGUGUGAGACCAAGCAUCAUUCCUAAUAAGGAACAAUUCAGAUUCUGCCAUGAUGUGGUAAUGGAAUACAUGAAGCAGUUUGACGCAUAUUCCAAUUUCCAAUGAAACAAAAACAGUUAUACACAUGUAUGUGCAUGCUCUUUAAACCAACAUUGGAUUCCUAAUUAAAUCUGUCGCCGUAUCAUAGUAGCUUGGGUUGGGUUAUAGUAUAUUGUAGAAUUAUUAUUUAUAAAUUCAUGUGUUAUUGAUUCAUUCAUAUUAGCGUACUUUUAAUUUGUUUUCCCUUUGUUAUAUCACAGUGUACAUGUGUAUGCGACAUAUUUGUCGCGAAAUAUUACUUUUCGUAUUUCUUUCAUGUGUUCAUAAAGUCACACCAGAAAUUGGCUGAUUCCGAUAUUGUAACAGUGCUGACGCGUACUUUGUAUUAGGAUAAAAGAAAUGAAUGUUACAAGAACUGAGAGAGAGAGAGAGAGAGAGAGAGAGAGAGAGAGAGAGAGCAAUGACACACAAACAAUGGAAGUUGUUAAAAUUUCAAAACAACUUGUUCCUUUCGCAGAAUAAAAAAGCUGUUUACAUGUGGGGAGAAAAUAAUUUUUAAAAAGAAUCGUAUCAUUUCUACAUCACACCAGCGAAAAUUACUCUCUUUGAUAAUCUACAUGAUUUGAGUGGUGGUGGAAAUGAUAAACCAUGGAUGUACAUCCUAACAAUCACCAUUAUACAUUAUUAUGCAUGCUAUUUUUUCACAAUAGAAUAUGAGGGUGCCACGUUUGAAAUGAAAAAUUAUUAAUAGCUUUUGGUUUGAGUUAGUGUUUAGGUAUUUUAGGAUAGGAUAUGUAUGUAUUGUCUCUUCAUAUACACCUAUUGUCAUCAGUGAUAACUUGUAUAUACGAACGUCCCUUGGAACACAUUGCCUCCUGUGUCGUCACACGUAUCAUCGUCCAACGUUAUAGAGGAUAAUGUUACGUAAAGAUUGAUGAAAAUGAUGAUCAAUGUAUAUCGGUUGUUGCAAUGUUAUAAACCAAGACGUACUAUUUGAAGCUGAUUAUUUUAUUUUGAAAUGUCAAAUGGCUAUUAUUCAAUGUAUAUAAACGCUUAAAACAAAAAUAAAUGAUCUUUAUCAACAUUAUAAACUACA